Molecule: messenger RNA, 1985 nt
Organism: Populus trichocarpa (black cottonwood)
Lineage: Eukaryota; Viridiplantae; Streptophyta; Magnoliopsida; Malpighiales; Salicaceae
Product: sulfite exporter TauE/SafE family protein 3
Exons: 11
Coding region: 809-1864 (351 amino acids)
Biological process (GO): protein ubiquitination
Cellular component (GO): membrane; Cul4A-RING E3 ubiquitin ligase complex
Source: RefSeq, a predicted model, not a curated record
UACUUCUCUUGAGCGUGACAGUACCUAGCAGAUUAGCAGGGUGUUCUUCAUAACAUUUGAGUCUGGUUCAUCCUGGUUAAUUUAGGCUAGAGACUUUGUUUAUUUUUCUGAUAUAUAUAUACAGACAAAACCUUGCUUGUUCGUUUUUUUAGACAAGAAUGAAUACGAUAGCUGGAGUUGGAUCAGCAUGGUGGCAUGGCACUUCAAGACUAAAAGGAAAAGUCUUGAUUUGUUUGGUUGUUGCAACUUCAAUAUUGAUGGUGGCUGUAGCAGAACCAAGUUUGAAACAAAAGGGUUCAUCAUAUAAUGAGACUCGAAAGGUUGAGUCUCCUCGCCAUGUGACAAAAGGCCACUCUGGUUACCAACAUGUUUGGCCUGAUAUGAGAUUUGGUUUGAGAAUUGUGGGGGGUACUAUAAUUGCAUUCUUCGGAGCAGCAUGUGGGAGCGUGGGAGGCGUUGGUGGAGGCGGCAUUUUUGUUCCCAUGCUUACACUGGUUAUUGGGUUUGAUUCUAAAUCAUCAACAGCAUUAUCAAAAUGCAAGUGAAGAUCCACCCUUCUAAUAUUUAUGCAUCUGAAAACCUCCUCAUAUGGCUAAUGCAUGCGUUAUGAGGAUAGUAAUGUCAAAGAAGAACAGAUGCUGCAUAUAUCUUUUGGGUUGAUAAAACAUUUCUAUCAAGUUACAGAAAAUAUAUGCUCAGACAUUUCUGAGUUGAUUCAAAAUAUCAAUCAACUCUCAUGGCUACUGCAUUACUGUAUCCUUAAAAUAUGUCAUGAAGUUGUUGUCGACUAUGUUUGCUUUUGUCAGGUAUGAUCACAGGUGCAGCGGCGACAACUGUUUUCUAUAAUUUAAGACUAAGACACCCUACACUGGAACUGCCCAUUAUCGACUACGAUCUGGCGCUUCUAUUUCAGCCAAUGUUGAUUCUGGGAAUUAGUAUUGGAGUGACUCUGAAUGUUCUUUUUGCUGACUGGAUGAUCAUUAUUUUGCUAAUCAUUUUCUUCAUAGCAACAUCAACCAGGUCAUUCUUCAAAGGCGUUGAAACAUGGAAAAAAGAAACCAAAUCAAAACAGGAAGCUGCAAGAGCAAAGUUGGAAAUUCAUGACGACGAGAUUGAAGCAGCAGAGGAAAAGCCUCUUCCUGGAGGCACCACCAGUCAUGAUCAAAUAAAACCCGAGCCCAAUAAAGAGAAGGUCUCUAUAAUAGAGAAUAUUAAAUGGAAGGACCUUGGAAUUCUUGUCAUUGUGUGGCUGAUCAUUCUUGCAUUGCAGAUUGGGAAGAAUUAUACAACAACCUGCUCAGCUAUAUAUUGGCUAUUGAACAUAUUACAGAUCCCGGUGGCAGCUGGUGUAACUUCAUACGAGGCGGUUAGCCUGUACAAAGGGCGGAGAAAAAUUACAUCCAUGGGAGAAGCAAGCAAUAACUGGCCAGUGCACGAACUUAUUUUAUAUUGUUUUAUAGGUGUUAUGGCUGGCACAGUUGGAGGCAUGCUUGGACUUGGUGGAGGUUUCAUUUUGGGUCCUCUUUUUUUGGAGAUGGGAAUCCCUCCACAGGUGUCAAGCGCCACAGCCACCUUCGCCAUGAUGUUUUCUGCUUCCAUGUCUGUCGUAGAAUUUUACCUUCUAAAACGUUUCCCCGUCCCUUACGCUCUCUACUUCUUCACCGUGGCCACAAUUGCCGCCGUGGUGGGGCAACAUGUGGUGAGAAAGCUGAUCAGUAUAUUAGGGAGAGCAUCUCUGAUCAUCUUCAUUCUGGCCUCAACAAUAUUUGUGAGUGCAAUAUUAGUAGGUGGAGCUGGCAUGGCAAGCAUGAUCGAAAAGUUUGAGAGGAAGGAGUACAUGGGAUUUGAAAGCAUGUGUUCAUAGGGAGAAGCCUCAUCAGGAUCAGUAAAAAGUUCUAUCAAUUGUUAUUUCCAAAUGGAUUGACUAGCUGUUAUUCUUCACUUCGAAAAUCAGGAUUAGAUUGUCGUGUUAUGUUAUUUUGGAA